CACCUCUGCAGCAGUUAUAUUGUGCUGGCUCCGCUGCAGUCUGCUACUGCUGACUGAGAAUGAAUGACUGAGUCCAAUUUAAACGCAACUUUGUUUACGGUUGCUGCGGGACUCUGCAAACUUAACAGUCAAUUUCUGAAACCAGGAUGAAGUUUCAGUCAGUUUCGCGUGAGGCGGUUUACUGGUGUGACUUGCUGCAACGAGUUCUGAGGCCCUGAGGUCUUGGGAGAAGAGGGUAAAUUUGGGAGGGGUGAAAAAACUGAGAAGACGCAGCCGUCACUUUCUAUGGCAGUCAUCCUGAAGCUUCCACUUUAGACAGACCCGUUCUCUGAUCCCAAGGCCAUCAUCUUAGGAGUAGUUUGCCAGAAGCUUGUCCUCGGUGUAAGUUGAGCAAGGAGGAUCUGUCAACAGGUGCCUAGUGAUAUGAGGGUUCGUGUGGCGAAACAGGUGCAUAUUGACUUCAUGAGCUCCAUGGCCUCCGACAGGGCCUCCGCUGUGCUGGGAGUGAAGAGCCUCGGUAAGGAGACUUCGGCGAAUAAUGGAGAUGCUCUCAUAUCCGUGAACUACGGCUUGCCUGAGAACGAAUCCCCUCGGUUUUCAUUCGAGACUUCAGAGGGGGACUCACCAUGCACAAAGUGCAGAAUGCGGAAGUCUUUGGAUACUAGGUCUAGAAGUUUGGAUUGCUUAGACGAGACUUACAGGUCCAAAAGCUGCAGCUGUGGGGCUGCAAGGCACGGGGAGGAAGGGUUGUACGUGUGCCAGAUGUGUGGGUUUUGCGAUCCAGUGGAAAGCGAAGAAGGCUGCCCGGAGAAUAGCUUUCCUCCUAGAAGCUGGGGAACGGUGCCCCAGCAGAUGAAAGCAGAAGGGUUUUCUUCUGAUGUUACUUGCCUUGCUGGAGAGCGGCCAACAUUGAGUGGCUCGGAUGACGAACUGUGCCAGAUGGAACUCGUAAUCGGCCAAAACAUGGAGAGCCUGCCGUUCUGCGGGCUGGAUUUGAGGCGAAACAGUGUGCCUGUAUCCUCACCACAAGGGCCUCAAUGCACCAAUGGCUGCGGCACUGCCGUGAAUAACAAAAUGCGUGACAGAACGGACUUUGUAUGUGCCGUGUGCCAUAAAAAUGGCUUCUCUAGUUUGGAAAGGCUCAACAGGAAAAGCAAACCCAUGUGCUCUCAGGGCAGAUGCCUUAAGAGGUCCACGCCAUUCAGGUUGUCUGUACCUGACUGUAGUGACAGCGAGGGCUCUGUGUCCGAUAGCGAGUUUGUGCAUAACAAGAAAGAGCGCUCUACUGUCCUGGUCAGGAGGUACCUCAAGAACAACCAGAAGAUCAAAAAGACAGUGUGCACCGGCACCAGAGCUAUAGUGAGGACUCUACCCACCGGCUGCAUCUCUGACAGGGUCUGGGAGUCUGUUUGUGGGAAAACAUGCCACCUUGGUGAUGAGGCGAGAGGAUACAGCAGAGCUCUUCAGGCCAUCCAGCUGCAGGUUUCCAGGGCCCUUCUCACAUACCCAGGGGUCAGGUUUGCCGAGAUUGACCAUGUUGAUCCUACCCUGAGUCCUGAGGUCUAUCUCCUGCACCCGUCCAGAAAGCUGCUUGCCCAGGCUGUGUCAUGGCCACCGGUCUCCCCGUCGUGGAUUAGAUUUAGGGCCUGUCCUCCUAGAACCAGCAUUGCAGCUCGUCUGAGCGGGGCCCUGCUGGAGGCCACAGCUGCUCUCGGGGCCCGAAGUUCUCUGCCCGGCUUCACUGUUGGCUCCACAGGUCGAGCGAUGCUGAAAGAACGGCAGCUGUGCAGCUCCAUGGCCAACUCCAGCAUCCUCCCAUCCACCGUGACGGGCAUCAGUAAGGAACUAGCCGACCUGCGGCACCUCAUCCAGUUCCCAGAGGAGAUCGCCACCAUCCUGACAGAACAGGAGCAGCAGCUAUACCGCCGCGUCUUCCCCCUCGACUACCUCAGCUUUCUCACCCGAGACCUGGGAAGCCCAGAGUGCAACAAAUGCCACCUGCACCUGAAAGCCUCCUUGUCCGCCCCCAUCAUGCCCACUCAGAAUGACCACCACAACACAGUAGAAGACCUCGUCACAAGAUUCAACGAGGUGAGCUCAUGGGUGACCUGGCUUAUCCUGACUGCUGGGUCCAUGGAGGAGAAGAGAGAAGUCUUCUCAUACCUUGUCCAUGUGGCAAAGUGCUCCUGGAACAUGGGCAACUACAAUGCGGUCAUGGAAUUCUUGGCAGGUCUCAGGUCUCGCAAAGUGCUGAAAAUGUGGCAGUUCAUGGACCAGGUGGAUAUUGAGACCAUGCGUGGUCUGAAGGACGCCAUGGCCCAGCAUGAAUCAUCCUCUGAGUACAAGAAAGUGGUCAACCGUGCCCUUAACAUCCCUGGAUGCAAAGUGGUGCCCUUCUGUGGCGUGUUCCUUAAGGAACUUAGCGAGGCUUUGGAUGGUGCAGCCAGCAUUAUUGGACUGCGUCCAUCAUUUGAUUCUCAAGAAGAUCCUGUUGAGUUUGUCACCGACUACAACGGCCAGCAGCACUUCCUGCAGAGGGUUGGGAGCGAUGGGCUCCACAGCUCAGACAAGGAGGCGACCGUCAGUAGCAUUCUGCAGACGAUUCGCAGCUGCAACCGAAGCCUGGAGCCUGAGGAGAAGGCACAAGAGAUCACAGUUUGCCCCAAAAAUUCCUUCAAAGACAAGAGCAGAAACCAGUUUUUAGUAGGGGACCUCUCAGACUCUGAAGUGGACCCACUUGAGCUGGCUAAGUAUGUAGACCUCCAGACCACAGAAGAGGUGCAUGGACCAUUUAGCCACGGAACAGAGCUCAUCCCCUGGUACGUGCUCUCUCUUCAACCAGAUAUCCACCAGUUCCUGCUCCAGGGAGCAACCGUUAUCCACUACGACCCCGAGACCCACCUCACCGCCCGCUGCCUCCUCCGUCUACAGCCCGAUAACUGCUUCCUUACCUGGUCCAAGCCCCACAGCAGCUGUGGCCCAGGUAUAGGAGCCAGAGGCUUCAUGGGACAUCCACCAUCCCCAGACCACUUACCCCUGGGCCAACCUGUGCACUGCGGACUGGCCGAUGGACUCCUAGACCUUAACGUGGUAAAGGCUGUGUUUAUGGGUCACCCUGGAGUGGAUGUUAACUAUGUGUGCCUGCAGCACAAACUGUGUAACAUGAACCCUGGCGAAAAUGGUGUCACACUGCUAUAUGGACUUAACACCACAGACAACAGGCUCCUGCACUUUGUGGCCCCCAAGCACACGGCACAAAUGCUGCACGAGGGCCUCCGGGAGCUGCUCAGUGCCAUCAGGAAGAUCAGGAAGUUUCCUGACCAGAGACUACAAUGGCUGCGAAAGCAGUAUGUUAGUUUGUACCAGGAGGACGGUAGAUUUGAGGGGCCCACACUGGCCCAUGCUAUCGAGCUGUUCGGUGGGAGACGCUGGAAUAUGGGUGCUAGCGGACCUGGAUCCGCCAGCAAGAGUGUGGAGAAGAGCUCAGCCCAGAAAAACAGCCCGCUGGGCAUAAACUCCAACGUCAAGAAGAAGAAGAAAGCCUUAGUCAGGGGGGACAGUGGUGAUGGAACAGAUGAUGAGAUGAUCUCACGCAAGACCAGGAGCUGUAAAGAGACUUUGGGGAGGAGAGAAUCAGACCCUUUGGAAAGUGUUGAGCAGGAAAACGCUGAGGACUGCAGUACCUUUGGCCACCCUGGAUCCCUUUCCUUAUCCAACAGCAAAGGCCAGUCUCCUGGAUCCUCCUUAUCAUCCUCCUCCUCAUCUUCCUCUGGCUCCUUUAGCACAAACACCUCCACCCCUACCCGCCCUCAUUCCUCCCCCAAUCUCCCCGGCAACCCCAAAAGUCAACCAGGUGUGGAGAUCCUCAGCAUCAUACAGAAAUUUGAGCCUUCUUCAAACAUGCGUCAGAUGGGGUGGAUGUCCUUUGAAGGAUUUGCCAGGUUUCUUAUGGACAAGGACAACUUUGCCUCUAAAAGCGAGGAGUCUCAAGUGAAUCUGGAUGAGCUCCAGUUUCCACUCUCGUACUAUUACAUGGAGUCCUCUCAUAACACAUACCUCACGGGCCAUCAGCUGAAGGGAGAGUCUUCAGUGGAGCUCUACAGCCAGGUGUUGCUGCAGGGCUGUCGUAGCGUUGAGUUGGACUGUUGGGACGGGGACGAUGGCAUGCCUGUUAUAUACCAUGGACACACUCUUACUACUAAGAUUCCCUUCAAGGAUGUUGUCGAAGCCAUUAAUCGCUCAGCGUUUGUGAACUCAGAGAUGCCCGUGAUUCUGUCCAUCGAAAACCACUGCUCUUUACCACAGCAACGCAAGAUGGCUGAGAUUUUUAAGACAGUGUUUGGUGAGAAGCUGGUGAUCAAGUUCCUGUUUGAGAGGGAUUUUGGGGAUGAGCCUUUGCUUCCAUCUCCCCUGCAGCUCCGAGGGAAGAUCCUACUGAAAAAUAAAAAGCUGAAAGCUCACCAGGCUCCAGUGGACAUUCUCAAACAAAAGGCACAUCAGCUGGCUCACAUGCAGGCCCAGGCCAACAACGGCUCAGUCAGCGGAACAUCCCUGGGAAACAAUGAUGAAGAAGAAGAGGAGGAAGACGAGUAUGACUAUGAUUAUGAGUCACUGUCUGACGCUGAUGUCCUCAAUGCUUCCACAGCCUCUUAUGGCCAGGAAGACAAUAUUCUGGACGACAAACCCGAAGGCAAGUCAUCCACUGAGAAACUUCAGUAUGAGUCCAAUGAUGAGAUGCCCAAGCGGUUUAAGAAAGCGGGAAGCAAAGGAAAGAUGUUUGACAUGGAGCUAGGAGAGGAGUUCUACCUGCCCCAGAAUGAGAAGGAGAGCAGACAGAUCGCUCAAGAGCUCUCUGAUCUGGUCAUCUACUGUCAGGCUAUCAAAUUCCCAGGCCUCUCCACCCUCUCCCCAUCAGGCUCUGGAAGGGGAAAAGACAGAAAAAGCCGGAAAUCCAUUUUUGGCAGCGCUCCUGCUCGCGGAAGCCCCGGGGAGCCUGUGACGUUGGUCCGAGCUCCAGGGAAAGCCAGUCUGGAGGGCAUUCGAAUGAACUGGGAGGAACAAACAUCACUAACGCUGAGCCCGAGCACCUCUCUCAGCUCCAUCAUCCGCACACCCAAAUGCUACCACAUCUCCUCUGUCAAUGAGAACGCUGCAAAGCGUCUGUGUCGCCGCUACUCCCAGAAACUCAUCCAGCACACCAGCUGCCAGCUGCUCCGCACGUACCCUGCAGCCACACGCAUCGACUCCGCCAACCCCAAUCCUCUCAUCUUCUGGCUGCACGGAAUCCAGUUGGUCGCCCUCAACUAUCAGACCGACGACCUGCCCAUGCAGCUGAACGCAGCUCUGUUCGAGGCUAAUGGUCACUGUGGUUAUGUGCUGAAGCCUCCGGUCCUGUGGGAGCAAAGCUGCCCUCUCUAUCAGCAAUUUUACCCUCUGGAUCGAGACCUGGAGAACAUGACCCCCACGCUCUACACUCUCACUAUUGUGUCGGGACAGAACGUGUGUCCGGGGAACUCAAGCGGCAGUCCCUGUGUGGAAGUGGAGGUGUUGGGCAUGCCGGCAGACAGCUGCCAUUUCCGCACCAAGCCCAUUCACCGCAACACACUCAAUCCCAUGUGGAACGAGCACUUCCAGUUCCACGUGCACUUCGAGGAUAUGGCAUUUCUGCGCAUCGCUGUCAUGGAGAACAACAGCUCACAGGUCACCGCUCAGCGGAUACUACCCCUCAAAACCCUCAAACCAGGCUACAGACACCUGCAGCUGAGGAACCUGCACAACGAGUCUCUGGAGAUCUCUAGUCUGUUCAUCUUCAGCCGCAGGACAGAGGAGAGCCCCACCGGAGGACCACUGCCUGCGUCUGUGCUGUUCAGCACGGAGGAAAGACGCGCCGCCCAGCAGCACAAAGUGACAGUGCAUGGAGUUCCAGGCCCCGAACCCUUCACCGUAAUCUGCGUUAAUGAAUACACCACGGCCAAGCAGCUCCUGGACUCUUUGUUUCCAACUACCUCCUUCGACGACUUCCUGAUGGAGGAGAAAAUGCCUCUGUGCAAGGAGAAGAGCGAGUCGAAGAAAGCGCCUCAGCAGCGCCCCCUAGCGAAUGACGAGCGGCUCCUGAGAGUUACUCACAGCUGGCAGCUGGAGGAGGGAUAUGUGGGCAGAAUAUACCUGAAAACCAAGGAAGAGCAGAACAUCAGUGAGAAGAAUACAGUGAUGGAGGGGGUGGAGGAGGUGAGCAGCGGAGAGGACGACACGUUCCUCGUGCAGGUUCAUGAUGUUUCUCCUGAGCAGCCUCACACGGUCAUCAAAGCCCCGCGUUACAGCACCGCCCAGGACAUCAUCCAGCAGACUCUGAGCAAAGCCAAGUACUCUCUGAGCAUCCUGAGCAACCCUAACCCAUGUGACUACGUCCUGAUGGAGGAGGUCACUAAAGACGCGGCUGGAAAGAAAUCCUCCUCGGCUAAACCGUGCCAGCGUGUGCUGCAGGACCACGAGUGUGUGUUCCAGGCUCAGAGCCGCUGGAAGGGACCUGGGAAGUUCAUCCUCAAACUCAAGGAGCAGAUCGCUCGUGAGGACAAGCGUAAGGGCGUGUCUUUUGCCAGUGAGUUACGGAAGCUGACGGGACGGAGUCGGAGCUUGACUGUGAACACGAACGGUUCAGCGGCUCACGAGUCGACACACAGUAAGGAAGAGAAGGCUGCAUGUCCCAGCAUGGUGCCUCUGCCAGAGGCCUCGAAGUGAAGGAGCGCUCUGCAGUGUGUGUGUGUGCAGUGCAUGGAGCUCUCACGAGGGUCUCUGUCGAUGGGGCUGAAGGCCUGGAUGGCCGAGGGACGCUUGGGUUCUCAGAGCGAUCGGGCCCCUGCCCCGUCCCCCUGGACCCUCCCGCUGCUUUGGAACUGGAAGCUGCAUAAGUGAGUCCAGACCCAGAGCAGCACCUCUAGUGUUCACUCCUCUCACGUGAGUGCGAUACAGUGCAGCCUGACGGCCGCUUGAGCUCGUCCCGUGCAGAACACGAUGGUCUGCGUGAACUGGGCUUGCUGAUGGGUUGAGGAAAUCAGUCACUUCAGCAUGUUACCGGAUGUCAGAUGAAGGCAGUUUCUCCUCACCUAUACUUCUUUUCCUUUUUUAACAGUACUGUAAGUGAAUGCAUCUGUAUGCAUUUCAUGUUUUAGUUGUGGUUUUGCACAUUACCUUGAAGUCCAGCUAUUUUGAAAGCUUUUUUAAUACUUUAUCCACUAUCCUUUUUUGUUUGUUUUUUUAGAAGCAAAAUGAUUGACUUCCAAACUUUAGGAUUACUUUUAUGAAUGUAAAUAUGGCGAUCGAGUUCACAGCACAGAAAGAUGCAAGGCAGAUUUGUUCUGCAUAUUUUAGCAGCUAAUUUAAUUUGAUGGCUUUCAUUGCACAUGUCCUGCACUGCAUUUUAAUGACCAACAGCAAAAAAAAAAAAAAAGCAAGAUGUUUAGCGGUACUUUUCUGUAAACUGCCUCGAAUCUAUUUACAGUAU
Molecule: messenger RNA, 7501 nt
Organism: Sinocyclocheilus anshuiensis
Lineage: Eukaryota; Metazoa; Chordata; Actinopteri; Cypriniformes; Cyprinidae
Product: 1-phosphatidylinositol 4,5-bisphosphate phosphodiesterase epsilon-1-like
Exons: 32
Coding region: 424-6738 (2104 amino acids)
Biological process (GO): Ras protein signal transduction; phosphatidylinositol-mediated signaling; phosphatidylinositol metabolic process
Molecular function (GO): phosphatidylinositol-4,5-bisphosphate phospholipase C activity; guanyl-nucleotide exchange factor activity
Source: RefSeq, a predicted model, not a curated record